Messenger RNA from Temnothorax curvispinosus, 4065 nucleotides. Its product is annotated as structural maintenance of chromosomes protein 1A-like. The record is from RefSeq and is a predicted model, not a curated record. Lineage: Eukaryota; Metazoa; Arthropoda; Insecta; Hymenoptera; Formicidae. Gene Ontology annotation, cellular component: cohesin complex; nucleus; chromosome. The coding region runs from base 367 to 4014 and encodes 1215 amino acids. Gene Ontology annotation, biological process: sister chromatid cohesion. The transcript is spliced from 20 exons. Gene Ontology annotation, molecular function: ATP hydrolysis activity; DNA binding; protein binding.
UUCGUAAACUCAUAACUAACUUAUAAAAUAGUUUGUUGAUUUACCGUUAAACCCGGUUAAAUCUUCGCGCUCUACAGUUAAACCUAUCUCACGACGCGACACUUCUGCUGCAUCCAGGAGCACAACCACUCAGUGAGCGGCUAAGUAAGUAGCAAUUACGUGUGAUUGGUUGGAUCCAAAGAUAAGAACCAAUCACAUUUUAUUGCUACUUAGCAGCUCAAUGCACCCUUUGGAAUUUGCAAAUUGGUAACCCUGCGUUAUUUCGAAUUCGGAGCAUUCCGGCCGGAGUUUCGAGAAUUUCGGAGUUUGACCAACGGUCACUUGCUCACUGGUCUAUUCGCAUUCGAUAAACGCUUUGCCUUAACAAUGCCAAUUUUUUUAGAUAGUAUCGUGAUUUCCAACUUCAAGUCGUUCUCGGGAACAACAACGAUCGGCCCUCUCCGAUCAUUUACAGCAAUAAUCGGUCCAAAUGGAUCCGGAAAAUCAAAUAUUAUGGACGCCAUAAGUUUUGCAUUAGGGGAGGAGCCGAGCUCUUUGCGUGUUAAAAACCUCAGUAAACUUAUUUAUGAAGGAUCAGUGAAUGUUAGCACUUAUGUAAACGUGAUCUUCAAGCUAGACGAAACGAAAAAGAGUUUCACAAGGAAGAUAAGCGGCGAAGUCAGUCAGUACAACAUAGAUGACAAGACUGUUACGAAUGUAUUUUAUUUGAAUGAACUACGAGAAAUGGGUUUGGACAUAAAGGCAGGGAACUUUUUGAUACCUCAGGGUUACAUUGAAUGUUUUGCAAUGAAAAUGCCAAAAGAUCUAACCGCGAUGUUCGAACAGACUAGUAAUUCAAUUACGUACAAAGCAGAAUAUGAUAGAUUAAAAUUAGAACUUUUGAAAGCGGAAGAAGCAGUAAAUUUUGAACAUCAAAGAAAAAAACAGAUAUUAAUUCAAAAGAAAUGCGCCGCUGAAGAAAAAGCAGAAACAGAAACAUAUUUAUGGUUGAAAAAACAAUAUAAUAAGAAAAAAUUAAAAUUUCAAUUAAUUCGAUUGCUCCUCAUUAAGAAGGAAGCUGAAUCCUUACAAGAUAAGGAAAAAGAAGUCAAAUCGCGAAUAGAUGAGUAUUUACGCGAUAAGGAAACUGCGAUACAUUUACUAAAACGUAAACAAUCACAAUUUAAGUCAUUAUUCAGUUCUCUCGAAACUAUUGAACAAGGUAUUUCGGAAAUGGAGAAGAUUAUUCGCCCGAAGAAGUUGGAAUAUGUUGUUUUUGAGGAUAACAUCUCACAUUGGCAGAAAAAACGUGAUUGUGCUCGCGUAUCUUUAGACAGUGCAAGUAAAGCGCGUGAUACUAACAAGAGAAUAAUUGAAGAAUUAAAAGAUGAGCUAAAACAAAUAGACAACAAAUUAGCGGAGUUAAGAAAAGCGUCACAGACGAGCACUAUAGAACUCAGCAACUCUCAGGUUAAACGUUACCUGGAAUUGACGAACGAAACUGAAUACCGGACAACGAAAUUAGUAAAGCAAAUAAAUAGCCUGAUGCGCGAUCAACAAAAGGAUCAGGAUAAACUUGAUAACGAAAAUAGGCGCAAGCAAGAUUUGGAGUACAAAGUAAAGCAGACAAGAUUAACGAAGGAGAAUUUUGAAACGCGGCUCAAAAAAUUGCAAAGUGUCGAACCUAAAGUAACGUUAAUGGAAAAGACAGCAGAGAAAUUAAAGCAGAAAAAAACUGAUGCAAUGAAUAAAUCGUUCAGUCUGGAGAACGAUAUUGCAAAGAUUUCAGAGAAGCUUUCCCAGAUUGAUAUCGAUAAGAAUACUAUUUCGCGACAGAUUAAAAAAAAAGAAACAAUCCAACAGUUGAAACAGUUAUACUCUGAUGGCGUGUAUGGUCGCUUAUCUGAUUUUUGUAAGCCUAUUCAUCCACGUUAUAAUGUUGCGGUAACUAAAAUUUUCAAUAAAAAUAUGGAUGCCAUCGUCGUUGAUACCAGACGUACAGCAAUGCAAUGCAUUGAAUUUUUAAAAAAGAAACAAAUAGGCAUUGAAACAUUUUUACCGCUUGAUUCAAUAAAAACGACAUUGUUAAAAGAACACUUACGUAAUAUAAAAGAGCCGAAAAAUGUUAAAUUAUUAUAUGACGUGUUGAACAUUUCAUCAACACAAAUAAGCAAAGCGGUUUUAUUUGUCACUCAGAAUACUUUAGUUUGCGAGACUAUUGAAGAUGCGAGACUAAUAGCGCAAUCUGAUGAUAAAAAGAAAAAAGGAAAUGAUUGUGUUUCAUUGGAUGGAUGUUUUUAUCGUAAAGAUGGUACAAUGUCCGGUGGGCAGGUUGAUUUAAUUAUAAAAGCAAAACAAUGGGAGGACCAACAAGUAUUGGCAUUGAAAGAACAAAAGGCACAAUUAAUGAAAGAAUUCAGAGAUUUGCCCAAAAUCUCUCUUAUCCAAUCUGAACUUGAUGAAAUUAAUGUAACAAUGGAAGAACUCAAGCGCCAAAAUAAAUACAUUGAGAAAGAUAUAAAAGACACUGAAGACGAAAUCGUUCGGCUAAAUGAAGAAUUAGACAGGCUUGAUAGAGAAAUAAUUGAAUUAAAUAUGGCAAUAUCUGAAAUUGAAGACAAUAUUAAAAAACGAGUUGAAAAAACUAAAAGCAUGGAGAAACAGGUUAAUGCAAUUAAAGAUAAAAUCUUUGUUGAUUUUUGUAAAAAUAUUAAUGUGCCGGAUAUUGACUACUAUGAGAAGAAUAAUUUGCGACUGUAUCAAAAGCAGAAAAAGAGACAAAUGGAACUUGAACAACAAUAUGAUCGUAUCAAGAAUCAAUUGCACUUUGAAAACGAGAAUGAUACAGAAAGUAAAGUAUUAAAAUGGAAAAGCGCUGUAGAACAAGCUGAUGCAGAACUGAAAAAGGCAUAUCAGCAAGAACGUGAUGCAAAGAUUAAAAUUGAGCGAGAAGAAACGGAAAUGUCGAAGUUAAAAGAUGAUUACACAAACAAAAUAAAGGAUUUAGAAAAUACGGAAAAAAAAUUGGCUCAGUACAGGUCGCGAGUUAACGUUAUCGGAAAUUUAUAUUUGGAGAGUCAGAAGGAGCUCAUUGGUGUACAAAAAAAAAUAGAACAGAAAAAAAUAGAAUGCAACACUAUAAUUAAUGAAUGCAAGAUAGAAGACUUUAUUAUUCCAAUGUCAGAGACAUCACAUCCACAUCGUACGCCAGAAGAUAGCUUUUUUACAACUAGCUCAAGUUCAAACGUGGAAUCGUCAGAUGGUUGUAAAGUGUUAAGAAAAAUUGAUUUCUCGCGAUUUCCUGAAAACAUCCGUAAUUAUACAGAAGAAAAUUUACACGACAUGGCUACACGACUUAAUGAAAAGCUUACAAAGAUUCAAAAUGAAUUUAAAGAUAUGAAUCCCAAUCUUAAGGUUGAUGAAAAGAUAAGUUUGAUAGCGCAGCAAAUACAAGAGAUAAAUACGAACUUCCAAACCUGCCGUAAUAAGUGUGAUAAAAUACAAAAUCAAUUUAAGUCAGUGAAGGCAAAAAGAUGCAAACAGUUUGAAGAUUGCCUGGAUUUUGUUGCUAUGGAAAUAGAUUCUAUACUCAAAAGUUUAGUUAAUGAUACGUCGGCUCAAGCAACUAUCUUAGCAGAUAACCCCGAGGAACCGUACGCGGGCAAUAUAAUUUACAACUGCAUAGCGCCAUCUAAAUACUUUCAGCCAUUGCAAUAUUUGUCUGGUGGAGAGAAAUCACUCGCUAGUUUAGCAUUACUAUUUGCAUUUCAACGUUACAAGCAAAUACCGUUUCUCCUUAUGGACGAAGGUGAUGCGGCAUUAGACAAGGCGAAUAUCAAGAAUGUCAUUCGCUUUAUUCAAUCCCAAAUAAACACUAUGCAAAUCAUCACGAUAUCCUUACAUAAGGUAUUAUAUUCUAAUGCCGAUCUGCUUCUAGGGGUUACUACUGAACCUAACUGCAUAAGAAAUCGCAGCAAAGUAUUUGCCAUUUUUUUAAGUAAAUAUCAAAAAACGAAAGAUAUGCAGGAACCGUAAUACAAUAACGCGAACAAUCUUAAAUGAUUUCAAAUACCACUAUUAUCAGAG